AUGGAGUCGAAAUUAAAAAAUUACCCGACUUCCAUGGGCUUGGACUGCGAGAAGACCAAUUUAAAUUUGACAACGCCAUUUUCGAUAAACGACAUAUUGACGAAGGAGGAGACGAAAUGCGAAUUUGAACAUGGAAUGUUUUCGAGGUUCGGCGGGAAAGUUAACUUUUUAAAACCGGCCGGUUACAAUGAUGAGUUUCCGAAGAAGGAGGUUAUUGAAAAGAGUAUGAAGUAUUACGAUGAGUGCAAUAAUUACAGAGAGUUUAACGAUGAUGGCGCCCUGGAUAUGUCGAGGAAAACGCUGCCGGUCACAGAACUAUCAGAUGAUUACGACUCAAGAUCGUCACACACAGGUUCACCCGUGCGCCGAAAUUCCUCCCCAAACUCUGACAUCAGCUACAAACCAUUCAAUUUACACUACGAACGAAAGUGUGCAACACCCCCCGACUCGCGACUGAUGCAUUCACCAAAUUACUCCCUCGAAUAUUCACAGAGCAGCGGCAGGAAGAAGAGGUCCAGAGCUGCAUUUUCCCACGCUCAAGUAUACGAGCUGGAGAGAAGAUUCAGCCAACAAAGAUACUUAUCUGGUCCAGAGCGAGCCGACCUAGCUGUAAGCUUGAAACUCACAGAGACCCAGGUGAAAAUCUGGUUUCAAAACCGACGGUACAAAACGAAGCGUAAGCAGCUACAGAUGCAAGAGAGCGGGAUGCUAGCAGCAGCUGCAGCGGCUGCAAGCCACGCGAGGAAAGUCGCAGUUAAAGUCCUGGUCAAUAACAAUGGGCAGACGCUCCCUGAUCUCAAAUACCAGAGCCCGUUGGGUAAGACAGUAAAUCCGGCGUUGUUUGCACCUCCAACUAUACUAGAAGGUUCGCCAAUAUGGAAGCACUUCGCUGGAAUGUACGGAGUCGAUUUUACGAAAAAUCCAGAGUACAAAGCGCUGCUACAAGAAUCUUAUAAUCAAGCGGUCCUUCAGUCGCUGUAUGGACCACAUUUAGGUGUCAACUAUCCCAACAUAUCUCUGCCGUACAUGUAUUACCCUGGUCAUCCGUUUGGAAUGCCCGUAACCUGUGAUCUCGAUAGGAGCCAAGGUGAAAGUAGUAGAGAUAAUAGAGAAAUAGAUAAAAAGGACGAGACAAAGAAGGUUGAUAUUAACGAAAAUAGCAAUGAGAGCAUGGCUAGCAAUAUUGAAAUUGAAAAUUAA
Messenger RNA from Leptosia nina, 1200 nucleotides. NCBI's taxonomy places the organism in Eukaryota, Metazoa, Arthropoda, Insecta, Lepidoptera, Pieridae. The record is from the annotation of a GenBank genome assembly.